GCUGCGCGAGAUUGCGACUGCGUCGCUCAUCGAGGCGACGGCGCAGGCCAGGAUGGAGAGAGCAGCGGAGUCGAGAGCGGCCCUGGUGCUGGAGGACUUGAAGCUCGAGAUCGGCGAUCUUGUGAACUUCUGCAAACCCGGCAAGGCCCCGAAGGGCGCGCCGACGUGGAAGGGCCCAGCAAAGGUGGUGUCAGCGGCCGCGCCAGAGUCGGGCUCGCUGACACUCCAGUGGCAGGGUCGAGACAUGACGAUCAAGGCCACUGCCAUCAGAAGGGCGAUUUUGAUCACCUACGCCGCGUCGUUCGUGUCGAAGGAAAGCGAUCCAGCUCGGGUGCCCCUCGACUUUGCGCGCGAUAUCGGCGGGGGCUUCGAGCGCCCAGGCUGGGCGAGUGCCUCAGAAUGCGAGUCGUUGACGAAGGUGUCUCAGAAAGGCCCCAGAGUGGUGGCGGCCAUGCUGCAGGUAGCCUCGUACGGCUUGCAUCUCAAUGGGGCUGUGGCGGCACGAGUUGACAGAAAGGUGCCGACGCUGCCUGGGCUGCGCGACUUCGAGUUCCGCGCGACGCGCCGGUGGAUGCCGAGGAGACAAGGCAAGGACGACACGGGCGUGGAAGCGGAGUCUAACGAGGAGGCAGAUGAGGAGGACAGUCUCGAGAAGCUAUACUCGGUCGAGGCACUCUGGUCGAUACCGAAAGAAGGCAAGGAAAUACCCAAUGAGAACGAUGUCCUGGAAUUGGUGAGGUAUCUGACGGAGGAGCCGGACACCUCGGCCAUCGACAGGAGUGACGUGAUCACGGACUACGAUGUCAUGGAGGCCUGGAUGACUCAGGACGACAACUACGGCAAGCUGACUACGGAGAUUGCGGAGUCUCUGCAGCCCGAGAAGGUUAUGCAUAUUGUUUUCGCAGCAGGGGCAUGGAAGAUGCUAAACGAACCCUACGUCGCGGGAGAUCCCAGACACGACGACGAUGUGGUGAUUCUCACCUUUUACGGGAACGGUGCCGCGAAGGCAAAGAUGGAGCGCGACGACAACAUCCUGACGCCGGUCGAAAAGAUAGAACACCGAGAAGCAUUACGAGCCGGGCGUCUCAAGGUGUUGCGCCACUGGGCAGGUUUCAAGGCCAUGUCCAGGAUUUCGCGGAGAAAUGCCAAGAAUCUCGUCGGCGCGAA
Messenger RNA from Prorocentrum cordatum, 1167 nucleotides. The record is from the annotation of a GenBank genome assembly. NCBI's taxonomy places the organism in Eukaryota, Dinophyceae, Prorocentrales, Prorocentraceae.